GCAAAAACUCAAUGAUUGAUCACAAACAAGGGCGACCGUGGGUCUGUCUCACCUGAUUGUCCAUCCAUCAAUGCAUUGUGUAGACAGACAGACGCGAGCACAGCCACGUUCAGACGCAUCAUUGCAUUGACAGCCAGCCAGCCACAUACAGAUAAAGCAAACCAUCCGUUUACAUAGCGUCUAGUCUAGCUGGCUACGCCACGCUGCAUUGCAUUGCACUGUCCACACGGACCUCCCUCCCUCCCUCCCAUCUUGUCCAUCCACCCAUCCAUGAGCCUGCCUGCGGCCAUCGGCUCUCUCGGAGAGGAUGACAGCUGCAGAGCCCAUGGAACGAGGGACGGAAUACGACCAAGCAAACGAAUCCACACACACACACACACACACACAUGCUGAGCAGCCAACCCAUCGAUGAUCGAUGACGCGAGCAGCCAGCCAGCCGGCCAUUCGCGUGCAGAGUUGUAUUGUGUUGGGUGAGAGUCAGUCAUCCGGGGGCUUGGCAGCUCGCCGCCUCAUCUGCAGCAAGCCCAACACAUACAUACACAUGGGUGGAGGAGAGGUACAAAUGGCGUACAGGGAUGGCAUUAACAUCGCAUCACGUCCGUGCGUUUGCUAGGCGCGCUAGCUAGACAGCCAGCCAGCCAGCCAGCCAGCCAGAAGGCAACGAGAAACGACCAUUAAAAGGCGGAGCUACUCAGAAGGGGGGAGGGGUCAGAAAGGGGGAGGGGUGGAGGCUACGAGUGCUUGCCCUUGAGUAGAGGCAAGCUGCUGUCCUUACAAAGCUCUGUCUGUCGGUCCUUCUCUGUCUGUCUGCCUUAUCGUCUCAUAUGCACUCACUGGUCUGAAAAAUACAUACAAGACGAUCUACGUGUCGGUGCCUGCCUGCCUCUCUGUCUGUCUGCCGCAAAGCCUGCUUCCUAUUUGCCUACCUGCCUGCCUGCCUGCCUGCCUCUCGCGUCUACGCACUCACACCCCCCCAGGCACAUGGACACGUCCAUCUAGGCAGCUAGGCACCCACCCACACCCCCAGCCCACACGCAUCGCAUGUAGGUCAUGUCAUGUUUCGUUCAGCCACGCACCUUGGUGGGCCCCUCGCCUCCCGCCAUGUCGGCAGCGCCGCCCUUGUGCGUGUCUUUCUCGCCAUCCAGCACGCUCACCGGCACCUCGUCGCCACCGCUCCCAACGUCCGUCUCCUUGGUCACAGUGCGCGCCGCCGUGCUAUCCCCGCCGCCAACCCCAGUCUCCCCCUCGGCUGCACGCGGCCCCUCAUUCGCUGCCUGGUGGCCAGAUUGUGGCAGUUGGCUGUGUUGUUGGUUGUGCUGCUGGACCGCAGCGCCGCUCAAAUUGGAUCUGGCAGUGGGUGAGCCGCUGCUGCCCGUUGCCGAGUCCGUGUAGAGGGGCGGUGGGGUGUGGGUGGUCUGCGUGUGAGUGGGUGAGCCGCCCUUGGGGCUGCCGUGGUUGGGGGGCUCGAUCUUUUGCAGGCGGAGGUUGGAUGAGACGAGCACGACGUAGGUGAUGAGGUAGUAGGCCAGGAGGAGCAGCAGGAGAGAGAUGCAGCAGCUGGCCACGGUGGUCUGGUCGAACGACAGACGGGCCAGCACCUCCUCGCCGGUGCGCAGGCAGCCCUGAAUGGACACACACACACAGACACAUAUCAAAGAGAGAGACGUUAGGGUAAGUGUGUGUGUGUGUGUGUGUGUGCACCGGUUGGUCAGCAUAGUCGCAUUCGAACUUGAGCCCCGUGAAUUCGUUGAUGCAAAGGGCCUCAAAGCCCCACCUUGUGGGCAAAAAGGCCGACACGGGUACAUGAUAUAGCACGACAACUGAGCAAACACGUCUGUGUGUACCUGAUGAGCGAGAUGUUGUCGAGCCAUCUGAAGACCCACGGAAUGUUGUCGGGGUUGAUGUAGUAGCCGCCGAAGACGAUGAAUAUCACCAUCACCGCAGGAGCUAUCGCCAUCGCUGCCUCAUAGGACGGGCAAAACGCACUGAUGCUGCACCGAAGACGCACACAUGAUGAGUACAGUGAGGCCGUGUGUGUGUGUGUGUGUGGCAGAACCGUACCAGAGUCCAAAUGCCGAUGCGACGAACGACUCGAGUGUGAUGGUGGCGAUGAAGAAGAGGAACCGCAUGAACGAGGGAUUCAGCCCCGCCAGCGGAUACAUCACCGCGCCGAAGAAACAAGGGAAAAACGCACCUAUACACACACACAGACACACACACACAGACACACGUGUGGGCAGAUGCCCACGCAUCCCCUGUGUGCAUUUCUCUCUCGUCGCACCCACCUAUGGGCAGUUCUGCGGCGAGUUUGGCAAUGAAGUAGGGCGUGACUCGGUAGAGCUUCGCCUCCCUCUCUCGAGUGACGACCUCCCUCUCCCGCACAAACACCGUGAUGGUCUUGAUCAGUGAUGACAUCGCACCAUUGAUCGCCGCUACCUGCACAUAAACACACGCACAUCCAUCCAUCCAUCCACUCAUCCUGGAUGUCCGAUUAUGGAUCACCUGCAGGAGUCCGAGUCUGUCCUGAAUGUGCGACUGGAAGUUCUGGAUCCUGAAGAAGAUCGAGCCGAACACGAUGGCCGAGAACAGCGCGCUGCCGAACCGACUCUGGUUCGUAAACUUGUCCCGAGACACCUGACAAGAUGACACACACAUAGCCAUUCACUCAUCCAUCUGUGUGUGUGUGUGUGUGUGCACACCUGCCUCCAGGAGCGCAUGAAGAGGAGUGCGAACUGCUCCCACAGUGGCGCCAGGGGGGCCGUGAUGACUGACGGGCGGAUGUUGAACGCCGAAGGGGCGCUGAAGAGCGUCCUGGGGGACAGACAGACACAAUCGCACCCGCAUAGAUUGACUACAGUGGAGGGCGGGAUGUUCAGAUUUGCCCACCCGCUCUUGAUGGCCUCUUGGUGAAUGGGGUUGCUGUCCCUGCAGGCGGUCACCAGCUGCUGCACGCGAGCACGGCUUGACUCCUCAGCCUAGCAGCACCACACCACACCCACCACAGAUAGGCAGACAUGCACGGUUCGUGUGUUUUGCGGGAAUGCAAUCAAUCAAGUCGCUCUCACCUCGGUGGAUGUGAAGUCGAUGGAGGCCAGGUCGACGCAGAACUCAGCCAGGUUGUAGUUGGGCGGGCACUGGUGGCCCAGACGGCUGAAGUGCCCCACCAUGUCGCUGGCCAGACCGCAGUACACCUGCACACACAUGGUAUUCGUUAGCUGGUAGAGUGUGUGUGUGUGUGCGUGUGUGUGUGUGGUUGUUGUGUCGGUUGGUUGACCUGCUCUCCCUCCGACAGGACGAUGACGUCGUCGAACAUGGUCCAGAUGGAGCUGCGCGGCUGGUGGAUGGACACUAUCACCGUCUUGCCCUGGUCGUGAGCCAAGCUCCGCAGCGACGCCAUCACACGCUCCGCCUGUCGACACACAGAUCAACGUGCAUCCCGCUGCACGGUGUGCCACUGCAUAUGCACCGUACCUGAAAGGCAUCGAGUCCCGUUGUUGGCUCGUCCGCGAAAAUGACGGCAGGCGUGCCGACCAGCUCGCACCCUAGGCUGAGCCGCUUCUUCUCUCCUCCGCUGACCCCCCGCCUCUUAUCGUCCCCCACCAGCGUGUUGGCGCACUUGGCCAGCCCCAGCUGGCUCAGCAGCUCGCCCACAAAGGCCUCCUUGUCGUUGGUCGAGUGCUUGGACGGCAGCCGCAGGCGCGCCGCCAUGAGGACCGUCUCGUGGACGGUCAGCUGGCCGUAGAAGACGUCCUUCUGCUGCACGAAGGCCUGCCGGUGCGUGGACUUGGCGAGUGGGGUGCCGCCCACGAUCACCUCGCCCGAGAGGGUCGCGCCCUUGACGUACGCCAGCUGGCCGGCCAGGGAGUGCAGCAGGGUCGUCUUGCCUGAGGGAUCAAUCAACACACACACAAACACAGACACAGCCACACACAAAACACAAGUGCAUCCCUGAGUGACAUGACUGCAUGUGCUUAGCUGACCUGAUCCGGAUGGUCCGAGUAUGGCCAUGAGACAUCCCGGCCUCGCCAUGCCGCUGAUCUCCUUCAAAAUGCGGUGAGGCUGCGCCCCCUUCUUGGCGGGCAGGAUGGAAUAAGACAGCCGACGGAACUCAAUGGUGAGUCCUGGCGCCUUGCUGCCGCCGCCGUAUCCGCCAUGCGUGGGGGUGAAGACGGGCAGCAGGGGUUCCUUCUCGGCCACAGAGGGGUCGAUGGCUAUCUCGGGGGCUGCUGAGUCGCUCAUGCCGCUCUCACAUGCAAAUCACCUCGGAUGACUCAGACUCCCCAGGCUGUCGCAGGUGUCGUGUGGCUGCCUUGUCCUUUGGAUCAGGAGCCGCGCUGACGCUUCUUGACGUCGCUGACGCCUGCUGACGCCGAACGACAAUGUGACUUGGCCCACGGAAUCUGGUCGCCCUUGCGAGAUGAGCUGACUCAGGGGACGAAGCGCUUCGUCAGCAGCUGUACUGCAACGCCGAAGAAGGACUUGAGCGCGGGGAGGGA
Vitrella brassicaformis is the source of this 4496-nucleotide messenger RNA. The record is from the annotation of a GenBank genome assembly. NCBI's taxonomy places the organism in Eukaryota, Vitrellaceae.